UUAAACAAGACUCUUAUUUUGAAGUUGUAGUGGAACUGAAGAAGAAGAAGAGUUUCCGAUGUCAGGCGCGCGAGCUGGCGUUUCGUUGCGAUAUGAAAGUUAACAGUCCCGCAUGCUGUCAUGGUGAGCCGUAUAACAAACUGCAGGCAUUACACAAGUCACCUGGAAUGGAUUUGCCCUUCAAAAACAUGUACGACACAUUCAAAGAUGAGAUUUGGAAAGAGCUUGGACCACUGGAUCCAGACUGGUUUGAUGUUCUGACAGCUCAAUCAUUCACUAAUGAGGGAAGUGUCUCUGACCAAGAUGACCUGUGUGCUAACCAAGAGGGGAUGUUUAAGACACCUUUUGACAAAACAGCAUCAGACAGUCAGUUGUUUUCAACCCCCAGAGUUUUCAGACACAAUCGAGUUGUGUCACCUCAAACUGAUGACGAGCAGUCGUUCACUAUUGAACAAGAAAAAGAAGCAUUGCCAUGGAUAGCAACACAAAGUCCUUGUUGGUUUCGGAUGUCAAAAGAUAGGGUCCCUGGUCAGGACAGCUUUGAUUUGCUUGAUACCCCUCAAAAGUCCCCAGUCAGCUAUGCCAAGCAUAUAUGUGAAAGUCUGGGUGCACAGAUCCAUCCUGAUGUAUCAUGGACUAGUUCUCUGAAUACCCCACCAGCAGUGCCUUCCACCCUGAUUUUAUCUAAAAAUGAUGACAGUCCCUGCCCAGUGAGUGUUUCUGCAGACAAAAAUGUUAUUUUCGUUCGGAAGCUUUUCCCUUCUCUUUCAAAUGCAUCUAGAGUUGGGGCACACAAAGACAAUGACAUGCCUACCCUUAACCAAGGUGGUGGUUCCCCUGAGGCUGGUCAGAAGUCAGAGCCCUGUGUCUCACCCCAGAGUUCACUGAAUGAGAGUGAUGGUGUUUGUAGACAGAAGCAUCCAGAUGCUAUUGAGGAUGGAGAAAUUCAAAGCACAGUACCAAGUGUUCUUGUUGGAGCUGAGAAUGUUCUCCCUAAAUUGCUCACCAAUAGUAGUUCAGCACUGAGAAAAGUCAAAACUGACAGAAUCAAGAGGAAACAAAUCAUCCUGACAAAAGAAGAUGGCUGCAGCUCUGUUCAAACCUCAAUAACGAGCAAUGCUGUGUCCAGUGAACAGAUAACAGAUGCUCAAGAACCUGUCAAACAUUCCUCAACCCCACCUGUGAAAACUGGAGAUAUUGAAAUGACCCAGUGGUCUCCAUUGAAUUUUUCUGAAAUUUCUCCCUAUACUGUGGAUAUUUCUUGUCAUGAUAGGAGUCCUGCUACACAAGUGGAAAACAGCACUGUAAUAGAACAACUGCAGAGUUACUCUGAUUCGGGUCAGCAAGUUAGACCACCUUUGACAAUUACAGGCUCUGGAUUUACUAAGAAAAAAAGAAAGUUUGUUUACACUGUUGAGACUUCAAAAACACAAGUUCAAGAAAAAGAAAUACAAUCUGAGAAGACAGACUCAUCACCAGCAGUUUCAGAUUUUGGAGUGAGUGUCAAGCAGUUGGGAAAAGCCCGAGAUGAAGCAGACUGUAGCAGUAUUGGGGAGAAUGAGAUGCAAAAAAUCACUGAGGACAAUGCGCCUCUUACUGUAGAGGCAAAGGUUCUGGAUCUUGACAUGUCACAGCUCUGCAGAGAUUUUGCCCAAGAUUUCAGUCAAAUGCCAGACAGCAGUAAACUGAGUAAAGUAGCAGAAGAUACUCCUCAAAUUGGCUUCUCACCAUCAGCUUGUCUGUCAGCCAUGAAACGAGCUAGGCAGAAAGCAAGGCCAGCAAACCUUGACCAGGACUGUGAUGGCGUCGAUAACAGAAGACAUGUUUCUACCAAUAAUCAAAAUUAUUCCCUUAAUGAGGGCACAGUAAGUGACAGUGGAUUCCAGUCAGGUGUUGCGGAUAUCACUCACCUGACCACCACAUCGUCGGUUCUCCCCAGUUUGGAGAACAGUGGUCAAAGUCAACAGUGGUCUGGGUUUGAAACUGAUAUCCACAGGAGUUAUUCUUUUCUAUCUUCAAAUAAAGGAAAUGGAAAAGCACAUUUGGAAAUUUUACAAGAAACUAAUGCCAAGUUGCCCUGUGCAGUCAAGGAAAAUCAGACUCUGGACCCUGGUGGUGUUGGUGAGUUGCACAUAGAAAGCACAUCAACUCAGCUACCCAACAGAACAAAAGGAACAGCUGAUAGCAUUAGUUACAUUCCACUCGGUGGUCAAGAAGCAACAACUUCUCUUUCAUCUGUCCAUGUUUCAGGAUUCAAAACAGCAUCAAAUAAGGAUAUAGGAAUUUCCUUAGCCAGCCUAGACAGAGCCAAGUGUCUCUUUGAGGAGGAUGAAACUAAAUGGACUUUUCAUCAUCAGCCCACCAAAACUGCUCAUGACACUAAUGUUAAAAUUAGCGUGGGUCAUGGAUCAGUGAAAAAUGCAAAUGGGGAUACUAGUUGCCAGUUAACUGCUUCACAAAAAGCUGAUGUGACAGAACUGUGCACUCUCUUGGAAGAAGCAGACAGUCAAUUUGAAUUUACACAGUUUAAAUCUGCAAAGUUAAAACAACAUUGUCAAGAUAAUGCCACCACUUUCCAAAGCUUUGACAAAGAACUUGACCCUGAUCUUCUUACGGGUAUAGAUUUUGAUGACAGCUUUAGUUCAGAUACUGAAAAGCACCUGACGACAACAACAACAACAACAACAGCUGUGAUGCCUGACAAAGCAAACUGUGAGACGUCAGAGGGCACAUGUAAAUCCACAUUGCCAAGUGCAAUGAAAAAAGAAAAUUCAUCUACUGAAGAUGCGUCUUUGUCUUCAAAGCACAUCUCUGAAGACAUUAGCAGUAUUACGUCAGCUGAACCCAAUAGUCUUGACACAGCUGGGUACAAUGCAACAAGCAAGCAGGAUAACAAAAAUCCUUUGGUGCUUGAUGUGGGAUUUAAAACUGCAGGAGGGAAUGUUUUGAAAGUUUCCAAAAAGUGCCUGAGCAGAGCUAGAGCUCUGUUUGCAGAUUUUGAGAAUUUGACAGAUCAGAGAUCACCAGACGAGCAAGGCAUUGAAAUGAAUGCUAAAGUCACACAGGGGCAGGUCAAAGGCAUUAGAGAUACAGAUGCUACCCAAGUGGACACAAUCGCAUGUCAGUGUGGGCUCGGAAUGGCCAGUGGGAAAGAGAUUUCUGUUUCAGCAAAAGCUAUACAGGAGGCAGAUGCUUUUGUCAAAGACUGUUCUGUUAUGAACAGUAACACUGAUAUGUCAGCAAGCCACAAAAAGUGUAUAGAGCCCUUGCCUGGAAGUGUCACUCAUAAGAAAUACCUUCCAAAAUUUAAAAAUGUUCAAGAAACCUUUUCUGAAGAACCCAUCAGUGAAUUUCAAAAUGUAAAUGCUGGACCAGCUGCAUGCCAUUCAAGCGUGCAAUGUAAUGUGGAAACUCUCAGUUUUGCUUUUAAGAAUACACAAGCUAUAACGAAUGCAGUUUCUUUCUAUGAAAACCCGUCUACAACUGUAAAAUGUUCUUCUCCCUCAUGGACAUCAUCAAAGAAUAUUGAUUUCUCUGCUGUCAAUGAAUCGAGCAGUGGAGGUGGAUUCUAUACAGCCAGUGGGAAGAAAGUAUCUGUGUCAGCAGAUGCAAUGAAGAAAGCAGAGUGCCUUCUGAGUGAAAUUCAUAGAUUUGAGGACACAAACAAACAGCUGAAACAGAAAGGAGAUGCUUUAAGCACAGGAAAUCUCAUCAAUCAAGUUCAGGUUGUAACACCUAAAAAUGGUGGAUUUCAGACAGCCAGUGGCAAAGGAGUUGUCAUUUCAUCAGCAGCGCUCAAGAAAGCAGAAUCAUUGUUGAGUGAAUGUGAUGCUGUUGAGGAUAAAACCGGUGUGAAACAGCCAUAUUCUAAGUUGCUGGUUCCUGGUCCUUCACCCAGAAAUAGUGGGUUUCUUGCAGCUAGUGGCAAGCCUAUGGCACUUUCAGCUGAGGCCCUACAGAAGGCAAAAGCUCUCUUCAGUGACAUCAGUUUCAGUGCAAAGAUCCCAGCUGUUUCAGACACAAGGAACUGUGACAAGAAACUAGAAAAUGCUGGGAAGAUGGACAAAGUACAUUGUGGUUUCAUGACUGCAGGGGGAGCAGCAGUUCAUGUGUCUCAGAAAAAUCUGUUGAAAGCAAAGAACCUUUUGAAAGAAUUUGAUGAUGGUUCUAUUUCAGCCAAAGCAAUACCAGUUGAAGAUGCUUUCUUCACACACUGUGACAAUAUGGACAGUAACAGUGGCACAUCACUAAAAUAUGAGAAGAGUGUAGCACCUUUGAGCCAAAGUGGCAGUGAGAAGAAAAGCCUUUCAAAGUUUGACCCAAGGGUGACAAACACUUCUGGAGAUUCUGGAAGUGGAUGUUCUGAGUUUGAUAAUGCAGUUGCAAGCUGUGGAAACAUGCAGCUUCAGGAUGAUGAGAUUCACGAAUGUGUUUUUAAGAACACACCGCAUUCUAUUAGUCCAGCUCCUUUACAUGGAAACUCAUCUUUUGUGGUGAAGACAUCCCCAUUGUGCACAGCAUCAAAGAACAUGGUUACCUCUGCUUUCAAUGAGUUGAGCAAUAAUGGUGGGUUCUGUACAGCCAGCGGGAAAAAGGUAUUUGUGUCAGAUGAUGCAAUGACAAAAGCAAAGUCUCUACUGAAUGAAAGUGCUGAAUUGGAGGACACAAACAAACUGAAACAAAAUGAAGACACUUUGCCACCACACAGCAGUGGAUUUCAGACAGCCAGUGGCAAACGAGUUGCUGUUUCAUAUGCAUCACUAAAGACAGCAAAAACUCUGUUAAGUGAGUGUGAAGGAGUUAAUGAAAACAUUGGUGUAAAACCAACACAUUCCAAGAUUCCUGUUCCCAGUUCACCUCCCAGGAAUAGUUCAAGCAGUCUCAAAUCUGUCGACCAGAGGGCAAACGUCUUCAAUGACAGUUUAAUUGCGGAAGUUCCAGAUAUUCCAGACACAAUGAAGAGCAAUGAACGUGAAGAUGCUCUAAAUAAUACAGAAGAAAUAUGUAGCGGUUUUACAACUGCAGGAGGAGCAAAAGUUAAUGUGUCACAGAAAAACCUUUUGAAAGCUAAAAAGCUUUUGAAAGAAUUUGCUGACGGAGACUGCCAUGAUUCAAAUGCAUACUCAUCAAGCUUACAUGAUGCCCAUAAGUCAGACCAAGCAAAAGUGAAAGAUGUGAGAAGAACUUCAGAUUCUAAUCUCACUACAGCCAGUUACAAAGACAUGCCUGUUAAUGAAGGUGUCCCUCGGGUAGUUAAGUCUUUUCUCUCUUUGCAAGAGGCUGACAAUGAAAAUGAAAUUCAAACUUCAGGUGUAAAUUGUUGCAUUUCUAUUCAAGACAAGGCAUCAAUAGAUGCACAUAAGUUUAAAAAGGGCAAAACAGACACUUCAGGGGUGGACAACAACCAUGACCUUGUGGGAGAGGAAAUGGCAACUGUGUUGGACUGUGACCUAAAUCAAACACACAGGGAUGAGAGACUUAAGUUCAAAAGGACAGAACAGUCUUCAGAUCUAGUAUUUCAGUCGCUAAACCUGAGUGGCUGUACUGAGACUCAACAGAUGUUUCUUGCCCAGGAAGCUUUUGACUGCACUAAAGCUUUGUUAGAAGAUGAAGGGCUAGCUGGCCAAAGUUUCUCAAUGCCUUUAGAAAAUGUGCCACCGGAAGAUAACCAAAAAUCUGGGAAUAGAUUUGUAAAGGAACAAAAAGGAAGUGGGAAAAGAUCAGUAGAGGAUGCAGAUGUGACUGGUCAGCCUCCCCUGAAAAGACGGUUACUGGAAGAAUUCGAUAGGACAGUUGAGGGUCCAAGAGGUUCAACACUCCAUCCGGAAAUAAGCAGUCCAGAUGGUGUAAUGAAAGACAGAAUUUUCAAGUACAGUGUCUCUCUUCAACCAAACAUCACAAGGCCACACGUAAAUGGGAAAAACUAUGUGGAAACCAGACUGCCAACACAACACUCAACGCCAGGAGACAGCAGAUCAGCACAUUCGAAGAUGCCAGUAUUUGUUUCUCCAUUCCACAAGAAUGUGAAGACAGAGACCCCCAAGAACACAGUUCUCAGAGACAACACAAGAACACAAUCUGCAUUUAUUCCUCCAUUCAAAAAACAAAGAACUAUUGUUCAGGAGAGUUAUUCUAAAAAACAGGAGGAGGAUAAACACCACCACGUACCCUCUAACAGCAACACUUACGUACCGCCCACUAAAAAAACACAAAGCAGUGCAGAUGUAGCUGGUAAUAAUAGCAAAUUAGACAUUCAGCCAGUAGCUUUGGGUCACCCUAAAAAUGAUAAUCCGACAAACAAUCAAAAUGUUCCUGUUGGCUGUGGAUCUGAGGUUUCUGUUGCAGAGCCAUCACAUGUGGAGAACACUUUGUCCAGAAGCCAAGAGAUGUUUCACAAUCUUGAGAACCUAGAACUGGCACGAGAUAUGCAGGAUAUGAGAAUCAGGAAAAAGAAGCGCCAAACCAUUCGUCCUUUGCCCGGCAGUUUGUUUCUAACCAAAACCUCAGGGGUUGUAAGGAUCUCAUUAAAAGCUGCAGUUGCUGAAAAGCCUCCUGCUAAAUACACCCAAAAACAGCUGUAUGCAUUUGGGGUGCUUCAGCAUGUGUCUGAGAUCACCAGCGAGACUGCAGAAUCCUUUCGCUUCAAUUUACAACAGUUCUUCAAACAGGAAGUAUUUAUGAACAGUGGUGGUGUUCAAGUUGCUGAUGGAGGAUGGCUGAUCUCCAGAAAUGAUGGAACUGCAGGGAAGGAAGAAUUCUAUAGAGCAUUAUGUGACACCCCAGGUGUGGAUCCUAAACUGAUCAGUGAGGAGUGGGUAUACAAUCAUUACAGAUGGAUUGUGUGGAAACAGGCCUCCAUAGAAAGAUCUUUUCCAGAACAAAUGGGCAGCCGCUGUCUCACCCCAGAGCAGGUUCUCCUACAACUUAAGUACAGAUAUGAUGUAGAGGUGGACCACAGCCGUAGGCCAGCACUGAGAAAGAUCAUGGAAAAGGACGACACAGCAGCCAAAACCCUGGUUCUCUGUGUUUGCGGGGUCGUCUCCAGGGGUCACUUCCCAAACAGACAGAGUCGUGGUGACACCAAGACUCUAGGGGGUGCUGAUGCCAGGGGUGAAAACCCAUUUGCAGUUGUUUGGCUGACAGAUGGAUGGUAUGCCAUUAAAGCCCAGUUAGAUGAACCUUUGACCGCCAUGCUUCACAAAGGUCAACUAGUUGUUGGUGGGAAGCUGAUCAUCCAUGGGGCUCAGCUGGUGGGAUCACAAGAUGCUUGCUCCCCUCUUGAGGCACCUGAAUCACUCAUGUUAAAGAUUUGUGCCAAUAGCAGCAGACCUGCACGAUGGGAUACUAAGCUCGGAUUUCACAGAGAUCCCCGGCCAUUUUUUUUGUACAGCAAUGGUGGGCCAGUAGGAUGUGUGGACAUUAUUAUACUCAGAAGCUACCCCAUACAGUGGAUGGAGAGGAAACCAGAUAGAGGCGUUGUGUUCCGUUCUGUUCGUGCAGAAGAGAAGGAGGAGAGACGAUACAGCAGCCUCAAACAGAAAGCCAAUGAGAUCCUUUUUGCCAAGAUUCAAGCUGAAUUUGAACAGAAGGAGAAAAGCAGUAACAGACCCCAACGCAGAAGACGGACAAUAAGUCAUCAGGAUAUUGCGAGUCUGCAAGAUGGAGAGGAGCUGUAUGAAGCAGUGGGGGAUGACCCAACUUACUUUGAGGCUCAUUUGAGUGAACAACAAUUGGAGACUCUACAUACCUACAGGCGCGCUCUGAUGGAGAAGAAGCAGUCUGAACUGCAGGAUCAGUACCGUCGUGCUCUAGAAGCAGAGGACAAUGAAGGCAGUUUUCCAAAAAGAGAUGUUACCCCUGUGUGGAGACUCUGCAUUGCUGACUCUAUGGAACAAUCUGGCCGUGUUUACCAGUUGAAUCUUUGGCGGCCUUCCUCAGAUCUUCAGACUUUACUGAAAGAAGGUUGUCGAUACAAAGUCUAUAACCUCACCACUUCAGAUGGAAAGAAACACAGUGGUGUUGAAAAUGUUCAGCUUACUGGAACAAAAAAAACACAGUUUCAGGACCUACAGGUUUCCCAGGAAUGGUUGUCUUUGCGUUUUCAGCCAAGGAUCUCAGCAGAUUUUGAGGAUCUUCAAAACCCAGAAUUCCAGUCACUGUGUGGAGAGGUUGAUCUCACAGGAUAUGUCAUCAGUAUUGUAGAUGGACAGGGUUCCUCUCCUGCAUUUUAUUUGGCCGACGGGAAGCUGAACUUUAUCAAAGUGCGCUGUUUCAGCAGUUUGUCUCAGUCUGGCCUGGAAGAUGUUGUAAAACCACGUGUGCUGUUGGCUCUGAGCAACCUGCAGCUGAGAGGUCAAUCGACAUCUCCCACGCCUGUUGUGUAUGCUGGAGAUCUGACCGUCUUUUCUACAAACUCCAAGGAAGGUCAUCUACAGGAAUCACUCAGCCAACUCAGGAACAUUGUCCAGGGCCAGGACAACUUUUAUCGAACUGCUGAGGAGAAACUUUCACAUUUAGUCAAUUCUAAUGGCCCGAGCUCCAUCUCCUCUCCAGCUCUGCAGCCACGAACCUCAGUUUAUACAGCAGAAAGACGACAAAACACAAGGACAAGUGGUGUAUCUCAGCAGUCAGUAAGAAGCCUGGGGUCCUUCACACCAGUCAGUAGAAACCCUCCUGCAGGAACCUCCCCAACAGAGAAGGAGCCCAGAAGCCUGAAGAGGAAGAGAGCUCUGGACUACUUGUCUCGUAUCCCGUCUCCACCAGCUCUCUCCCAUCUGGGCUCACUGGCUUCACCAUGUGUAAAUAAGAUGUUCAACCCUCCUCGGAGGUCUGGGACAGAUAGCACUGUACAGACUAGAGUUCAUAAACCUGUCGGUUCACCAGUGGAGGAUGAGUGGGUGAAUGAUGAAGAACUAGCAAUGAUUGAUACUCAGGCAUUGUGUAAUGGUGAUGUACUGUAGAUACAUAAGACUGUGAUGAUCAGCAUGCUAUAACUUUAAAAAAAAUGCACAAAUGAGUGAAUGUAAAGAGGUGUUGAUUCUGUUGUUUUUGUGUUCUCACUGGAUUUAUUAAAAUGGUGAAAGCACCUCACACCAGUAAAAUCAUGUCAUUACACUAAUUUACCAUCUCACCUUCCAUUUUUAAAAUUAAGUUAAACACACUUUUGGAAUGGCAGUCUUGCUCCUGAGUUUCUUAUUUGUGCUAUGUUUGAGAACAUGUAACCUGUGUAGUUUGCAACAUAUUACACACACAGUAGGCAAAUAUGUUUUCUUGGCAUUAUUUGUAAUGCAUCCCCACUUUAC
Molecule: messenger RNA, 9302 nt
Organism: Monopterus albus (swamp eel)
Lineage: Eukaryota; Metazoa; Chordata; Actinopteri; Synbranchiformes; Synbranchidae
Gene: brca2
Product: BRCA2 DNA repair associated
Biological process (GO): regulation of DNA-templated transcription; double-strand break repair via homologous recombination
Source: RefSeq, a predicted model, not a curated record